UGGUGUUGUAGUUGAGGAGAGAGGACUACGAAUCCCAAGUAUCCGAGCGGCUGCCGGUUAGUUCCGGACAACGCCUGGUGUGUGGUAACACGGCGGACGCUUCCUCCUUGUUGGGUUUCCGGCGAGGUGGAGGAGCCCCCUCGGAGCUCGGUGAGCUUUGCGGGGCGGAGAGGUAUCGAGGUAAGGCGGUGAGGACAUUUCUCAAGUUCAUCAAUCAUUUUUGCACAACGAGGAGAAAGAAGAAACGUUUCAGUGAAUGAGGAGUCUUCUGCUUCUAUAGCAUUUUUCUUGAGAAGUGGGUCUUUGAAUGAGGAUGACAAUGGAAGAGAUGAAGAAUGAAGCAGAGACCACUUCAAUGGUUUCCAUGCCACUCUAUGCUGUUAUGUACCCUGUCUUUAAUGAGCUAGAAAGAGUAAAUCUAUCUGCAGCUCAGACACUGAGAGCAGCUUUUAUUAAGGCUGAAAAAGAAAAUCCAGGCCUCACACAGGACAUUAUUAUGAAAAUUCUGGAGAAAAAAAGUGUGGAUGUGAAUUUUACAGAGUCCCUCCUACGUAUGGCAGCAGAUGAUGUAGAAGAAUAUAUGAUUGAAAGACCAGAGCCAGAAUUCCAAGAUCUGAAUGAAAAGGCGCGAGCACUUAAACAGAUUCUUAGUAAGAUUCCAGAUGAGAUCAAUGACAGAGUGAGGUUUCUUCAAACAAUCAAGGACAUCGCCAGUGCAAUAAAGGAACUUCUUGACACAGUAAAUAAUGUCUUCAAGAAAUACCAAUACCAGAACCGGAGGGCACUUGAGCACCAAAAGAAAGAGUUUGUAAAAUACUCCAAAAGUUUCAGCGAUACUCUGAAAACCUAUUUUAAAGAUGGCAAGGCAAUAAAUGUGUUCAUUAGUGCCAACCGACUAAUUCAUCAAACCAACUUGAUACUCCAGACCUUCAAAACUGUGGCCUGAAAACUGUAUAUGUUGAGAGUUGUACUUUUCAAUGGUGGAUAGGGUACCUUUAUAUGUAAAUUUUAAAGUUUUGACUGUAUAAAUUAUCAGCCUCUCUUGAGGGGCCUAAUGCAGGAUUUUGAAUGGGAUUAUUGCCAUCUUACACCAUAUUUUUGUAAAACAUUGUAGCUUAAUCAUAAUCUCACGAUGAAGAUUUUGCAUCACUUUUUGCUAUUAUCAUUCUUUUCAGAAUUAUAAGCCAAAAGAAUUUACGCCUUAAUGUGUCAUUAUGUAACAUUCCUUAUAAGAAUUGUAAAUAUUUGGUGUUCUGUUUCUGACAUUUUAACUUGAAAGCGGAGAACUGCGAGAUGAUGUAUUUAACAAUAUUGGUGGCAAAUAUUCAAUAAAUAGUUUACAUCUAUUAGACUGUCUUUUUGUAUGUGAGCAGAAAAGCAUAACUCAUCUUCUUAGAACUGCGGAGCAUUCAUUAAAUGGAAAAAUUGAAGCCAGUUGGCAGUCCAAAUUGGUACGAAAUGAGGGGUUUUCCUUAAAAGGGAGGUUUUUGGCUGUGAUUGGGUACUGGAUCAGAAUACCAGAAUAAUUCUAUUAAAAUGUCUUUGACAAAGUAAUAAAGAACCUCAGAAGUGA
This is a messenger RNA of Coturnix japonica (Japanese quail), 1573 nucleotides long. RefSeq names its product programmed cell death 10 (gene PDCD10). The record is from RefSeq and is a predicted model, not a curated record. Gene Ontology annotation, biological process: regulation of Golgi organization; positive regulation of MAP kinase activity. Gene Ontology annotation, cellular component: FAR/SIP/STRIPAK complex. NCBI's taxonomy places the organism in Eukaryota, Metazoa, Chordata, Aves, Galliformes, Phasianidae. Gene Ontology annotation, molecular function: protein kinase binding.